This is a messenger RNA of Chanos chanos (milkfish), 960 nucleotides long. RefSeq names its product SPRY domain-containing SOCS box protein 2. The transcript is spliced from 3 exons. NCBI's taxonomy places the organism in Eukaryota, Metazoa, Chordata, Actinopteri, Gonorynchiformes, Chanidae. Bases 1 to 960 code for a protein of 319 amino acids. Gene Ontology annotation, biological process: intracellular signal transduction; proteasome-mediated ubiquitin-dependent protein catabolic process. Gene Ontology annotation, molecular function: protein binding. The record is from RefSeq and is a predicted model, not a curated record. Gene Ontology annotation, cellular component: SCF ubiquitin ligase complex.
AUGUUAAUGUUGGAGUGUGCCGUUCCUGCGGCGGAGGUCGCCAGACAGUGCGAACGAGACUUCAUCGAACAAGAUAACAGACCCGACGAUAUUUUGACUGUCCUGCUAGGCCUACAUUGUGAUUGGAUGGGUUUGACUCUGUGUCGUUGGCUGUUUAAAAGCCACAGUGUGAAGAGGAAUACUCCUUCACCACCAUCAUCAUGCUCUCCCUCGCUCUACCAAGCGAUAGCUGUCACUCCAUCCUUGCGCCUCGCUGUCCUACUGGAUUCACCCUCUGUUCCCCUCAGUGAUCCACGGUCACAAUGGAGUCCCUUUCAUAUGUCUCCAAACAUGCAUGUUUGUGAUUCGGGGUCUGGCGUCUGUCGAACUCGUGUGGAACAGAGCAGCGAUGCAGCAAGGGGUGCAGUGGGAGUGAAAUCAGGGCUACAUGUGUGGGAGAUACUUUGGGAGCCAGGGCAACGUGGCACCCAUGCCCUCAUAGGUGUGUCUACGAAACACUGCCCGUUACAGAUGUCAGGUUACACCGCUCUUGUGGGCGCGGACGCACAAACCUGGGGAUGGGAACUUUCGUCCAAUCAGCUGUGGCAUAGUGGAUGGCAGGUGGGACAGUAUCCUGUGGGUGAUGAGACAUGGCAGGGUCCUCUGAAGGUUCCAGAACGUGUGUUGGUAGUUGUGGAUGUGGAUGCAGGCAUGUUGGGUUAUGCUGUGAACAGUUCGUUCCUAGGCGUGGCCUUUAGGGGUCUCCCAAGAGGAGAGGAGCUUUACCCCGCUGUCAGUUGUGUUUGGGGCGGAGCACGUGUACGCCUGCGCUACCUCAGUGGCAUGGGCCGUGAUCCUCCUUCCCUGUUGUCUUUGUGCCGUCUGUCUGUCCGUCAGACAAUGGGGACGGACAGACAGACUCAGACAGACAGGCUACCACUUCCUCGCGCUCUACAGCACCACCUGCUGGCCAAGUACUGA